Molecule: messenger RNA, 1499 nt
Organism: Schistocerca serialis cubense
Lineage: Eukaryota; Metazoa; Arthropoda; Insecta; Orthoptera; Acrididae
Product: cyclin-dependent kinase 1-like
Exons: 7
Coding region: 159-1076 (305 amino acids)
Biological process (GO): protein phosphorylation; G2/M transition of mitotic cell cycle; mitotic G2 DNA damage checkpoint signaling
Cellular component (GO): nucleus
Molecular function (GO): RNA polymerase II CTD heptapeptide repeat kinase activity; cyclin-dependent protein serine/threonine kinase activity; ATP binding
Source: RefSeq, a predicted model, not a curated record
UUGCGUCUGCGAAAGUUUACCUGGUACUUUUAAAUGGGAUGUAACGUAUAUUAAAGGCCAUCCAAGUAUUCAUCAUGUUUAAACAGUUAUUGGAUUAGUGUUUUGGUCGUAGCGAAUCACGCAACCAGUAAGGGUUGUACGAAAUUGAGUAUUUACAUAUGGUUGGUGGUAAAAUGAACGAUUUUAUCAAGUUUGAGAAGAUUGGCGAAGGUACGUAUGGAGUGGUUUAUAAAGGAAGAAAUAGGAAGACUGGCCAGCACGUUGCUCUGAAAAAGAUUAGACUGGAAAAUGAGGAGGAAGGCGUCCCUUCAACAACUGUCCGCGAGAUUUCGUUACUUAAAGAGCUAACGCAUCCAAACAUUGUUAGACUGGAAGACGUUAUUAUGGAAAGUGGAAGAUUGUAUCUUGUUUUUGAGUAUUUGGAUAUGGAUUUGAAGAAAUACAUAGAGCGGCUUGGAGAUGGGAAUUAUCUUGCACCAGAUGUUGUGAAGUCUUAUGUGUACCAGAUCACAUUGGCUGUGCUGUAUUGCCACAAACGCCGAAUACUGCAUAGAGAUCUGAAACCACAGAAUUUACUUGUAGGACCAAACGGAGUCAUUAAAGUAGCUGAUUUUGGAUUGGGGCGUGCUUAUGGCGUCCCACUCAGAGUAUAUACUCACGAAGUUGUAACUCUUUGGUAUAGAGCUCCUGAAGUUUUACUGGGCUCUCUCAAAUACUCCUGUCCAAUUGAUAUAUGGUCCAUUGGAUGUAUAUUUGCAGAAAUGACAACAAAGAAGCCAUUGUUUCAAGGAGACUCAGAAAUAGACCAGCUUUUCAGGAUCUUCCGUAUAUUAAAAACACCCACAGAAGAAACAUGGCCUGGUGUCUCUAAACUACCAGAUUACAAGCCAUCAUUCCCUAAAUGGACUCAAGAUAAUUUGAGCAGUUGCAUGAAAAACUUGGAUCCAGAAGGGCUGGACUUAUUAAGAAAAAUGUUAACAUACAGCCCUGCAGACAGGAUAACUGCAAAGAAGGCAAUUUUACAUCCUUACUUUGAUGACCUUGACACAACAAAAUUACCUACAACAGAAUCAUAGAUCCUUUUGGUUAAGAUUGAGCAAUUGUUUUUUGAAUGAUUGUGUUGUUGAGCUGGUUUCUUCAACAACACAUAAAGGCUACCAGUGGUACAAAGCUGAAAUUUGCUACUUCUGUUCCUGUCUUCUUUUCUUUUCUUUUCUUUUCUUUUCUUCUGUGUGUGUGUGUGUGUGUGUGUGUGCGUGUGUGUGUGUGUGUGUGUGUGUGUGUGUGUGUGUGUGUGUGUGUGUGCGUGUGUGUGCGUGUGUGUGUGUGGUGUGUAGCAAUAUUUAAUUUAAAAUAUUUUGUACUUAUAUAGACAGUGUAAAUACACAAUUUAUGUGCAGUUGUUGCUAAAAAUGAAAAUAUUUGAUAUACAUUAUUAAAACUUGAGAACAUUGUUCUAACAAUUGAAUAAAAAUUGAUUUGUGUUGAUGUCAAUUCAA